CAAUAGAGAAAAAUUAAAUUUCAAAUUGAGCCCUAAAACUAAAACCCUCUUUCAUGGCGGUUGGGGAAUGCCAGGUUUGCGGGUCGGGUCCGUUCCUCGUCCACAACGUUCCUCACCACGGCGUUUUUGCGGACCUCUGCACCGCCUGCUUGCUCCGCCACAAGCGCGACACCUUCUGCCCCGUCUGCUUCGACAUCCACGACGACACCGCCGCCGCUGGUGCCCGCAUCAUGUGCCUCCGAUGCCCCGCCCUCGCCCACCUCACCUGCCUCCCUUCCUCCCACUCUAACCGCUACCUCUGCCCCCAUUGCUCCGAUCCCUCUUUUUCCUUCAUCGAUUCAACUACUGCUCUCGUCUUCACCAAAGAAUCUCUCUGCGCCGCCAAAAUUGCCGCCGCUGCGAUGCACAGGGCGGCAGCCCUUGCUAGAGCCGAUGCGGAGCAGAAAGUGAUGGGAGCUCUGCUGGCCAGACGAAACGCCAAGGAAGCAAUUGAGAGAGUCGCCUCCUUAAUGUCCAAUCAAAACCAUUCCGAUGUCAUCUGAUCAAUUUCAGAGAGUAUUUCAUUCAUAUUAGUAUAAUUUACAUUAUCGAUCUGUGAAUUCUAUUUCUCGCUUUGUUAUGUACACAGUGCACAAUUGCAUCCGUUACUACUUAA
Messenger RNA from Salvia splendens (bonfire salvia), 655 nucleotides. RefSeq lists its product as uncharacterized. The coding region runs from base 54 to 542 and encodes 162 amino acids. The transcript has a single exon. Lineage: Eukaryota; Viridiplantae; Streptophyta; Magnoliopsida; Lamiales; Lamiaceae. The record is from RefSeq and is a predicted model, not a curated record.